Messenger RNA from Rhodofomes roseus, 744 nucleotides. RefSeq lists its product as uncharacterized. Lineage: Eukaryota; Fungi; Basidiomycota; Agaricomycetes; Polyporales; Fomitopsidaceae. The record is from RefSeq and is a predicted model, not a curated record. The transcript has a single exon. The annotation marks the transcript as partial.
AUGAAAGGUGCACUACCGAUAUGGUACCACUUGGGUGCCAAAAAGCGGCUCCGUCUGCUAAACAACACGCGAGUAAGCGACUUCUUGCGAGACAGGCAUGGAGUUUCCUACGUGGCGGAUCUCCUCAAACUCACGCGCAGAACAUGCUUUCGACGGGCGAGAGCGCAGUCAAACGACUUCGUCCCUAGCACGUGUGAGUGCAGAGCCUGUGGGGAAGACACCGCUCGCGGGUGCAAGCACCCCCUGGGGUGCUGUAAGGCGGCGGCCAACCUCCUAGAACAGGUCCGCCCAAAAUGGCACCCCGAUGUGGAACCCGUCCCGGAUGGGCUGACUCUCACGUCAAAGUGUCUUGAUGCUAACACAGAAGCCCUCGAGUCAGAGGGCGUAGUGACUUUCAAUCCAUCCCUAACAGAAAGAGGUUCAAUAAUGGAGGCCAUGAGAGUCUUCGUGGACCCAAGUGUCCAUGACGAACCCCCUGCGAUUCGAGCACGGGCUGGGAGGAUAGUAGAGGACGAAGCGGUCACUGCGUACCUUGUUGGCCCUUCGAGUAGAAAGUCCCUGCCAAAGGGAGCGGAGCCCAUGCCAAACAACAUGGGCCUCGUCUAUUACCCGGGCAGUCCUGAAAAGAGCGCCAUCGUCCGGCCUCGCCCUCCUAGAGGAAACAUCCUCAUGCAGCAGGGCGAAGUAACAGCGGCCCUGCAUGCGGUCGAAGACACCCCGAAGGAUUCGCCGCUUCGCCUUGUC